Molecule: messenger RNA, 999 nt
Organism: Sporothrix schenckii 1099-18
Lineage: Eukaryota; Fungi; Ascomycota; Sordariomycetes; Ophiostomatales; Ophiostomataceae
Exons: 4
Coding region: 1-999 (332 amino acids)
Source: RefSeq, a predicted model, not a curated record
AUGGCCCAGAAGUGCGUGCACCAGGGCUGCGGCAAGCAGUACACGGACCCGGACGAGGUCUGCAGGUACCAUCCGGGGCCGCCGGUCUUUCACGAAGGGCAGAAGGGCUGGACGUGCUGCAAGCCGCGGGUCCUGACGUUUGAGGAGUUUAUGGAGAUUACGCCCUGCACGGAGGGCAAGCACAGCACGACCGACCUGCCGCCCAAGGUCGAGAAAAAGGAGACGCCGGCCGACGUGCAAGCCGUUCCGGUUGCACCAACGACAGCCGCCCCAUCCACCGAGACGCUCGGACUGGCAGCAGCAGCCGCUGGGGCCGCCACACAGCCACCGCCGCCGCAGCCCGAGUCCGACGACGACGACCCGUCCCUCGCAAUCCCCGACGGGCGCAUGUGCCGGCGGCGCGGGUGCGGCGUGGCGUACAAGGCAGGCACGAAGCGCGGCGGCAGCGAUGCAGACCCUGAGCGCUGCGUGCACCACCCGGGCGCGCCCAUCUUCCACGAGGGCAGCAAGGGCUACAGCUGCUGCAAGCGGCGCGUGCUCGAGUUUGACCAGUUUAUGAAGAUUGAGGGCUGCCAGACGAAGCCGCGGCACCUGUUUGUGGGCAGCGGCAAGAAGGACCGGAAGGCGGCGGCCGGCGGCGACGGCAGCGAAGAGCUGCUCGACAAUGUGCGGUUCGACUUUUACCAGUCGGCCACGUCGCUGACGGUGUCCUUCUUCCUCAAGAAGAUUGACAAGACGCGGGCCGUGGUCCGCUUUACGGAGCAGGGCAUCGCGCUGGAUCUGCCGACGACGGACGCGCCGGUGCCCAAGCGGUACAAGAAGCAGGUGUCGCUGUACGGGGCCAUUGACCCGGCCAAGUCCAAGUACAGCGUGCUGGGCACGAAGCUGGAGGUGGUGCUGGCCAAGGCGGUGGUGAGCUCGUGGCCUGUGCUGCGCAGCGACGACCGGCCGACGGGCGAGAUCUUCCAGGUCGCGCGGGCCGGCAAGGUGGAGCGGUAA